AAACUAUGUCAACAGAUUGACUAAACCAGAAACUUUGUCAAAAAACGCAACCUUGUCUCUCGUUUACUAAAAACGGGAAGAGAAAGAUAAUAAAAGAAAGAUCGAUGAGGUUGACCAAACGAUCAACACCUUCUUAAUUCACCACCAUUAAAAAUGUUUGCUUCUCCAGAGACCACUCAACAUAGUUGAUGAUUAAUUAGAUUACUAGUAAAAUAAUUGCAACCCCAAAAGAAAAGAAAAGUUCUGUCUUUCAUCUUUUCUUUUAAUCUCAAAAACUGGACCCCUCUUAAUUAGAUCUCUAAUUUGUUUUCUUUCUUCUCCAAAAUUUGACAAAGAAAAGAAUUGAUCUUUUGAGAGGGUUCCAGUUUUUUUUCUCUUUCGUCUUCUCCAUUCUUGUUUGUAGAAAAAAACCCAUUUUUUAUUUGGAUUUUUCAUUUGAUUUUCCCGGGAAAGUUGUAAUUUUUAUUUUUUUGAGGGAGAUUGAAAAAGUUCGAUAAAAAUGUGGGGAGCCGCCGCAGAACCAGCAGAUUCUUAUUACCUGAUUCGUCCUGAGUGCACUGAUGUCCCCAAUACCAAAUUCAAGAUCAAACCUGGUAAAACUCUAAGUGUAAGAAAAUGGCAAGCUGCAUUUACAACAGAAGGAUUCCUUGAUAUUGGCAAGACUCUAAGUCGAAUCCAACGAGGGGGGAUCCAUCCAUCAAUUAGAGGAGAAGUCUGGGAAUUCUUACUUGGUUGUUAUGAUCCAAAAAGCACAUUUGAAGAAAGAGAGCAAAUCCGACAACGUAGAAGAUUGCAGUAUGCUUCUUGGAAGGAGGAAUGUAAACAAAUGUUUCCCGUCAUCGGAAGUGGUGGAUUCAUUACUGCACCUGUAAUUACCAACAAGGGUGAACCCAUUUACGAUCCUAUUGUACUACAAGAAACAAAUUUAGGUGCAAAUGGUUCAGAUUUCUUCAAAGAUCUUGCAAGCCGUGGACCUUUGGACCAGAAAGUUAUUCAAUGGCUGUUAACACUUCACCAAAUAGGUCUUGAUGUAAAUCGCACAGAUAGGACUUUGGUAUUCUAUGAGAAAAAGGAGAACUUGUCUAAGCUUUGGGACAUUCUAGCUCUUUACGCAUGGAUAGACAAUGAUGUUGGUUAUUGCCAAGGAAUGAGUGAUCUUUGUUCCCCUAUGAUUAUGCUUCUUGAGGACGAAGCUGAUGCUUUUUGGUGUUUCGAAAGAUUGAUGCGCCGAUUGCGAGGGAAUUUUCGUGACACGGGGAGAUCAGUUGGAGUCGAAGCACAGCUUACUCAUUUGGCUUCAAUCACUCAGAUUAUUGACCCCAAACUUCACCAUCACUUAGAGAAAUUGGGUGGUGGUGACUAUCUCUUUGCUAUUCGAAUGAUAAUGGUUCAGUUCCGAAGAGAAUUCUCCUUUUGUGACUCCUUGUACCUUUGGGAGAUGAUGUGGGCAUUAGAGUACGACCCUGAAAUGUAUUCUCUAUAUGAGGAGCCUCAAUUCGAGGGAGAGAGAAUCGAAGGUUCCUCCAAAGGUAAACCAAAGUCGAUAAACCAAUGCGGGAAGUACGAGAGAGAGAACAUGAAGAAUGGAGGGAAAAGCGCGGAAGGUCCUUUGCCUAUCUCUGUUUUCUUAGUGGCUAGUGUUUUGAAAGACAAGAGUUCUAAGUUAAUGACCGAAGCUCGAGGACUUGAUGACGUUGUAAAGAUCUUAAACGACAUAACCGGAAACUUGGAUGCUAAAAAAGCCUGUACUGGUGCAAUGAAACUUCACAAGAAGUAUCUUAAAAAGGCCAAGAAAUAGCAUUGCAGAAGAUUCACGAGUAGUAGCGUUUUUGUAUGUUUUUAUACAUAUUUGAUAACUCACAAAACCGGCGACAAAAAAGUGACUAACGAUUCCUUGGGUGGCAAGAAUUCUGAAGAAAAGAGCCCAAUUUACACAACAACUUCUCGUUGUAAACUGUUCAUACAAAUCCACACAUUUUGUAAUAUUUGUUUCACAAACCAAAACAAAAAAAAAGCACACAAAAGAAUUAUCAUCGAUGUCAUUUCUAAACUCAUUGUUGCACUUCUAAGUCGGAUUAUAUAUGUAAAUAAGGAUGGAGUAUUUGAAUUCCAGGUCAGACAUCAG
Arabidopsis thaliana (thale cress) is the source of this 2125-nucleotide messenger RNA. RefSeq names its product Ypt/Rab-GAP domain of gyp1p superfamily protein. The transcript is spliced from 12 exons. Lineage: Eukaryota; Viridiplantae; Streptophyta; Magnoliopsida; Brassicales; Brassicaceae. The record is from RefSeq and is marked reviewed. The coding region runs from base 500 to 1798 and encodes 432 amino acids.